GAGGUGGAUGCAUAAUUCGGUAGAUCAAAUUUUGUAGGCUACCUGCGGAGAUUUGCAUCAGCCUAAAUGACCGUUAUCACCCGCGAGGUGGACGCAAUUCUCGGCAGGAAUUCGGCACAACCUGUCUGGAACGCGGCGUUCCUCUUCACUGCUUCCUCCUCUGUGGUGAAAAAAUGUUUUAUGCACCUGACCACACCUGCCAGGUGACUUCACUAGUGAGAAACAACUAAACUAGCGAGGUCGCUAAUCGUAGACGAAGUUACGGAUUGUCUCGGCGAUACGACCGCAAUAAAACAGACAAAUCAACAAAUGUGGCAAAAAAUGACUUUAAGCAUCUGGAAGAAGCUUUGCUAAAAGUCAGUCUGGACAGUGCAACAGGUAUUGAGUGAAAAGAGAGAAUUUAAUUUAUAAACUCAAGAAUGUCUGGCCUUAGUGGUCUAAUCUCAGAGCCACAGGAGAGCGGCAGCUUAGAGGAAAGAAGGGAGAGUACAGAUGAGGAAGAAGAUGAUUUAAAGGAGGAGGAAGAUCAGGAAGAGGAGAUGACCAGCUUUGCGGCUCUGGAGUCGGCCACUUUGCCAAGGACCGGAGACAAAGACAAAAGGCCUCAGAUGGACACUGAUGAUGGAGACUUGUCAGAAAAAAGAGAGCCUGAAGAGAGGGACACUGGGAUCAGUGAAGGAAGCCAGGACCUACCAGAGGAGCAGAGCCAAACGGAGAGCAACACAAAGGGCAAAGCCAAGUGGAGGGACAGCAUGCCUGAGGGCGAGAGGUGGAGGGACGAUGAGAUGGAGUUGCAGCGGGAUGAUAAAGGCGACAGCUCACUGGCUGAUAAAGAGGAGGAAGAAGAGUUGGAUAGGAUCUCAGAGAAAGCCGCUCUGGGUUUCACUCCCCUAGUCACGAUUGUGCGUCCGUCCAGCAAAGAGUUUCCUGAGGAGAGCAGGUUCUUCAUAGAGAAGGACGACAAGACGGAGCCGCAGAUGGUGCCCAACUCAGCAGCACAGUUUUACCCAGAGUGGACAGAACAAGACGACAAGUACUACGUAUGUGAGGGCCUGUGUUGUGAAAAACUGAAGAUGGCUCUGGCAACCGUGGCCGCAGGAAUCCUCUUCCCUCUCCUGGUGUGGGGAGGUUACGCCUUCCUUCCCUUUGACGCACCGCUGCUGGAGAGCACCCCUCUCAGGGUGGUGUACACACUACGCUGCUCCUUCUUCGCCAUCAUCCCCAUCCUGCUCGGGUUGAUGGUGCAGGGUGUGGCCCGACUGCGCUACAGCUCCCUGAAGCCCCUCUAUCAGAGUAAACUGGUGAACAAGAAGGUGGCGGUGCACCAGCACUAUGUCAACGAAUCGAUGGCCCUCUUCCUCUUCUACUUCCUGCAGCUCACUGUUAUGGCGACCUACAUCAGCCAGGACCUGGUGAAGUUGGUGCCACUGCUCACCAUCGUAUUUGUUUUCGGCAGGCUGAUCUACUGGCUCUGCCUCUCUCUGAGCAGCAGCAUCAGGGGUUUCGGCUUCGGCUUCUCCUUCUUCCCCAUACUGGUCAUGCUGGGCGCCAACCUGUACUACGUCUGCUCGUCAGUCGACCAAGAGGCGGUUUUCGAUGACACACCACCCACGACGCCUCCUCCUAAGUGGAGCUGGUGGGGUUAAAGGGCGACGUCCGAAAAGGCGGUGAGGAGUUAAGAGACUGAGUAUUGUUGUGUCAUAAUAUCAAAAGCUGUUUACAGUCUGCAGUCAGCCGGGGAAUGGCGGACUCCGUCACUACAGAGAAAACACUUGGUAUCAAAAAUUAGUUUUAUUUCAUGAAUAUCUAAGAAAUAAGGAUUAAAAAUUUAUUUGGUGUUUCUUCACAAAGAAAUCAAUGACAUGAAGCAGGUUGUGGGUACAUUUGUAGCUUGAAUCUUCUCUGUAUUAAAAAAAUAUUUGCGUCGGUAGUUGAAGCUGAAAAGGUUUACAUACACCAACAACUGAUAAAUCAAGUUUUUGGGACAGUAUGAGGAAUUUAGUAUUUGGAUAUUAUGCAGCCAAAUUAAGACAGAAAAAUUAGACUUGAAACCUAAAAACUGUCUUUCUGAAAACUGUUUUCUAUUGUCUUAUUGAUAAAAGGCUUUACUUUGUUUAUAGCAAGACUUGCUGUUGGGCUAUUUGUGGAUAGCUUCUUUUCUUGUGUGUAUGAGUAUUUAAAGUAAAUCUGAUCAAUAUUUUGGAUGAGUUCAAUAAAGCUUCAUUAACAAAUAUGACAAUGAUUUAUCAUCACUCACUGCUGGAGGGAGGGGCACGUUACUUUUCACUGAUUAUCAGGAUUCAUGAGGCAAGUUUCAACAAGACUAAAGAGUCGGUGCCCAAAAUCAAAACCAGAAAAAUGCGGCCACUUGCACAAAUGCUGAGGGUGAAGAAAGAAACUGCAGUGUCUUUGUUUAAAGUUACAGACAAGGAAAAACAAACAAACGGGAAUCAAAAAGACAGGAAUCAUUCAGCUUUCUGACAGACUACAACAAAGUCAGUGUGUUACGUUCACAGAGUGAAGAGCCGUUCAUGUUUCCCUACUAUUAGACAGGUUUAUUUUUGGAGAGGGUGAGAGUGAGUGUGUGUCAGGGGUGUGUCUUCUGCAUAAAAAAUACUUUUACUAUUACGAUACAUUAAGUACAUUUUUUGUUCAAUCCUUUUUACUUUCCAUGCAGAAUUUUUCCUAGUAAUCUAGUACUUAUGCAUUGAGUACAAAUCUGAAGACACAUUUUAUUAAAAGCUGAACAAGAAGUCAACACCAGAUGAAAACAAUAAUAUUCAAGAUCAAAUGAAUGAACGUGUGAUUUUUAUUGCUAUAGUGUUAUUUUGUUGUUUAAUCUCGGUGUAUCAGGUGUCGUCAUUGACUUGCUCACACAGUUGCUGCCUCCCUCACAGGAGGUCAUGAGAUCAGCUAAAUUUAGCCGUGUAGUUAUCACUGAAUGUUUGAAAUGAAGCUUCAUUGCACGUGCUUGUAACUGUGACAGUAAGCUGUGGAUGAAGAGGAAGGGAAAAAAAGCACACCAUAAAGAGAACCAGCCCUCCUCUGAAAUGGAUGGAAUUUGGAAAGGUUUCUGUUGAUUUUACUUGCACCAAAUGUUUCUCAUUGGAGACUUUAGUCUUUAUGAAAUAUUUUGGAGGCACUUUUGCUUUGUUGCAAUGUAAACUGUCAAGGAUUCACCCUUUUCGUUUUCAAGACAGGUUAGAAAAUAAACAAGACUCAAGUUCA
Molecule: messenger RNA, 3228 nt
Organism: Micropterus salmoides (largemouth bass)
Lineage: Eukaryota; Metazoa; Chordata; Actinopteri; Centrarchiformes; Centrarchidae
Gene: tmem79a
Product: transmembrane protein 79a
Exons: 5
Coding region: 420-1646 (408 amino acids)
Biological process (GO): regulated exocytosis
Cellular component (GO): trans-Golgi network membrane; lysosomal membrane
Source: RefSeq, a predicted model, not a curated record